Phaeoacremonium minimum UCRPA7 is the source of this 4056-nucleotide messenger RNA. Its product is annotated as putative abc multidrug protein. Gene Ontology annotation, biological process: transmembrane transport. Gene Ontology annotation, cellular component: membrane. The transcript has 11 exons. Lineage: Eukaryota; Fungi; Ascomycota; Sordariomycetes; Togniniales; Togniniaceae. Bases 1 to 4056 code for a protein of 1351 amino acids. Gene Ontology annotation, molecular function: ABC-type transporter activity; ATP hydrolysis activity; ATP binding. The record is from RefSeq and is a predicted model, not a curated record.
AUGGAUGUGUCAGACAGCGAUCAAACCGUCUACGGUGUCAACGACGGCCGCCAGGAGCCGGAGAAGCGUUUGACUGUCUCCUUUCGAGAUGUUGGUAUCGAUGUGCACGGCCAGGGCGAGGACAUCGCGCCGACUUUCAUGUCUGUUGUCACUUCAUGGAUCGUCUUCAAGAAGCACACCUCGAAGCGGUCCAUCCUGCAGGGUGUCACUGGCCAAGUUUGCCCUGGUGAGAUGCUCCUUGUCUUGGGACGGCCUGGAUCUGGUUGCACCUCCUUGUUGAAGGUCAUUGCCAACCAUCGCCACGAAUUCCCUAAUGUCACGGGUUCGGUCCGCUACGGCAACAUGGACUCUAAGCAAGCCAAAAGUUUCCGUCAGCACAUUGUCAUGAAUACAGAAGAGGACUUGCACUUCCCGACACUCACUGUUGGACAGACAGUCGGCUUCGCCACGUCCACUAAGCUUCCUGGGACGCGGCCGGAGCAUCUGCAAGACAAAAGUGACUACGUCUCGCAUACCAUGGAUGGAAUUCUCACGUCCCUCAGUAUCGCCCACACGAAGGACACAAUGGUAGGCAAUGAAUUCAUAAGAGGCGUGUCGGGCGGCGAGAGGAAGAGAGUAUCAUUGGCCGAGGUGAUGGCAACACAGUGCUGGGAUAAUUCUACUAGGGGUCUCGAUGCAAGCAACGCCCUCGACUUUGCCCGUGUCUUGCGCCGAUCAGCGAACGAAGAACAGAAGACGGUCGUCGCGACACUGUAUCAAGCAGGUAAUGGCAUCUUCAAUGAGUUCGACAAGGUCUUAGUACUCGCCGAGGGUCGGGAGAUCUACUAUGGGCCGGCGUCAGAUGCUCGCGAGUACUUCGAAAACAUGGGCUUCGUGUGCGCUCCGGGGGCUAACAUCGCCGACUUUGUCACCGCCGUUGCUGUUCACACCGAAAGAGCAAUUGCCCCAGGCUUUGAGAACCAGGUUCCCAAUACAGCCGAGGAGUUUGAAGCUCGAUACAAGUCGAGCCCGAUGUUUGAAAGAAUGAAGAGUGCGAUGGCAUCGAGACCGGAGCAUUUGCUGGCCCGUGAGGUUGAAGACCUGAAGGCCGUCCGGGACCUCGAGAAGAACCGCACCAUGGCAUUUCUCUCGCGAGAAGGGAGCCCGUAUCAUGCUUCCUUUUUCAAGCAAGUCAUGUCAUUGGCUCAAAGACAGUUUGAAAUUCUCUGGGGAGACCGCUGGUCCAACAUUUUGCAGCUCGCCUCAUCCAUCAUUAUGGCUCUUGUGACUGGCAGUCUGAAUUACAAUCUACCUAACAGCAGCCAGUCUAUCUUCCCUCGGCCCGGAGCCCUCUUCUUUCCGAUAAUGUUGUGGGCAAUGAAUAUGAUGUCCGAGACUGUUGCCUCAUUCAUGGGAAGGCCUAUCUUGACGAGACACAAGCUCCUUGCAUUCAACCGGCCAGCAGCCUACGCCGUGGCAUGCGUCAUUACUGACAUUCCCAUCGUCUUCUGCACGUAUAGCCUUUUUGAGCUGAUCUAUUACUUCAUGGUUGGAUUCAAAAGAAAUGAUGCCGGGAAUUUUUUCACACUAUGCAUCGGAGCGUGGUGUCGGCAUUUUGGCUUGGCGGCUCAGCUUAGCGGAUUCGUGACCAUGGUCAUGAUGAUCUAUGCUGGUUACCUUAUUCCCGUCACAAGCAUGCAUCCGUGGUUCCGCUGGAUCGCUUGGAUCAACCCUCCAUCAUACGCCUUCGAAGCGGUAAUGGCCAGCGAAAUGGGUAGUCGCACGAUGGAAUGUGUCGCGCCUCAGUAUGUUCCCUACGGCCCAUCGUAUCAGACAAAUGAGUUCCGCAGCUGCACGGUUCAAGGUUCUGUACCAGGCGAUCCGACCAUCGACGGCGAGCAGUACGUGGGAUUCAGGUACGCGGUGAAGUCAAGCCAUAUCUGGAGAAAUGUCGGUAUAAUUAUAGGUUUCUGGGUCUUUUUCGCCGUUUCUACAGCCAUCGCGUUUGAGGUAAAUCUGCACAGCGGUUCCGGCUCCAAGAUCCUGUACAGCGGUCGAAGCCAUCAGCAGCGGAACAGAGACAAAGACGCUGAGAAGGCAGAGACCCAGAGCUCUCCUCAAGAAGGAGAUCAUAUCUCCGGCGGCUCGACUGUCUUCACAUUCAAGGACAUUUCAUACUUCGUACACCAUGAGGGACAAGAGAAGCAGCUGCUUCAAAACGUCUCGGGAUACGUGAAGCCAGGGCAACUGGUGGCGCUGAUGGGCAGCUCCGGUGCCGGAAAGACGACAUUGAUGGAUGUACUUGCGCAGAGAAAGGAUAGCGGCAAGAUCGAGGGCAGUAUCAUGGUGAACGGUAAGCCGCAGGGCGUUAGCUUUCAGCGCAGCACGGGAUACUGCGAGCAAAACGACGUACACGAGCCGACUGCUACCGUCUGGGAAGCCUUGCUCUUCUCUGCGCGGCUCCGACAGCCCAUGGCUGUCCCGGACAUUGACAAGCAAGAGUAUGUCCGUCGCAUCAUGGAUCUUCUGGAGCUGACAUCACUGCAACACGCCGUCAUUGGAACGCCUGGGGAGGGACUCUCCAUUGAGCAGCGGAAAAGGCUGACUUUAGCCGUUGAGCUUGUUGCGAAACCAUCCUUGCUAUUUCUAGAUGAGCCGACGUCUGGCCUCGACGGCCAGUCCGCCUACCAGAUCUGCAGAUUCCUGCGGAGACUCGCCGCCUCAGGCCAGACUGUUAUCUGCACAAUCCACCAGCCGUCCGCAACCCUGUUUGAGAAUUUCGAUGUGCUGUUAUUGCUCGCGAGGGGAGGAAGGACCACUUACUUUGGCCCGACUGGUGAGAACUCGAGCAUCCUACUCGAUUAUUUCGCCCGUAACGGUGCGCCGUCUUGUGCGGAUGUCAACCCGGCUGAACAUAUCGUCGAUGUAGUCCAGGGCCGCUUCGGCACUGACAUCGACUGGCCACAGCAGUGGCUGGAGUCUGAAGAAUACAGAGGUGUCAUGGAUGAGCUGGACUCUCUCCAUAGCUCGUCUCCUGCAGUGGCCAGCCGCAAGACCGAGGUAGUAGACACAAAUGCCAGCAUUUCUGACGAUGAGGUGAGCGACUUCGCGACGCCUAUCCUCUAUCAGAUUCGUGUCGUCACCCAACGGCAACUGGUUGCCCUGUGGCGUAACCCAGACUAUGUAUGGAACAAGAUCCUCCUGCACAUAAGCAACGCGCUCUUCGGUGGCUUCACGUUCUGGAAAAUCGGCAACGGGUCCUUCGACCUGCAGCUGCGCCUCAUGGCGGUGUUCAACUUCGUCUUCGUCGCCCCGGGUUGCAUCAACCAGCUGCAGCCUUUGUUCAUCAGCAACAGGGAUUUGUUCGAAACCCGCGAGAAGAAGUCCAAGACGUACCACUGGCUCGUGUUCGUGUCCGCGCAGGUUAUGUCGGAGGUUCCUAUUUUGAUCGUCUGCGCAACGGUGUACUUCGCCUGCUGGUAUUUUACGGCUGGAUUUCCGGUCAAGGCCAGCGCCUCGGGCCAAGUGUACCUUCAAAUGAUCUUAUACGAGUUUCUGUACACUUCCAUCGGCCAGGCCAUCGCCGCCUACUCUCCGAAUCAAUACUUCGCCGCUCUUGCCAAUCCGCUUAUACUCGGAGCCGCCCUCAUUAGCUUCUGUGGCGUCGUGGUUCCUUACUCACUGAUCCCGACUUUCUGGCGGUACUGGAUCUACUGGAUGAACCCUUUCACUUAUCUCAUGGGCGGCCUUCUGGAGCCUGUCAUCUGGGACGCUGACGUCCAGUGUAAACCCAACGAGGUCACUUCCAUCCGGCUACCAGCCAACACCACCUGCGGAGCCUACAUGGCCGAUUUCCUGGCAGACAAUGCAGGCUACGUGACUGACCCUGGGAGCACCUCCUCGUGUGACUACUGCGAAUACAGCACGGGGGCGGAUUAUAUGAAGAGCCUGAAUAUUAAUGCUAGCUACUACGGAUGGAGAGAUGUUGCAAUCACGGCUCUGUUCUGCAUCAGCUCUUAUGGCCUUGUGUUUUUGAUGAUGAAACUAAGGACCAAGGCGACUAAGACGGCCAGCUGA